Molecule: messenger RNA, 1057 nt
Organism: Glycine soja
Lineage: Eukaryota; Viridiplantae; Streptophyta; Magnoliopsida; Fabales; Fabaceae
Product: nucleoid-associated protein At4g30620, chloroplastic-like
Exons: 7
Coding region: 200-790 (196 amino acids)
Molecular function (GO): DNA binding
Source: RefSeq, a predicted model, not a curated record
GCUGAGUGCUGACAAUGCAAAAGUGGAACAAAACAAAACUUGUCCCAAAGAUCAUAAUCACCGCCGAACCUACUCUUCCCUUCCAAUAAAAAGAAAUUCAACUUUAUCCGAUACUCUACCGCUUUCAUUUUAAUCUCAUCCUUCUCCGUUUCCUUCAAAACCCAAACUUGAACUUCUUGUUUCUUGCUCGUGGAAGCAAAUGACAACCACGCCCUGUGUAACUGGUGCCUUGUCAAACGCGGUCGGAUUCCGUGACUGGAAAAAGCAUGUCCCUUUAUCAGCUUCUCUCUGUAAACUAAGCUUCAAUUCAAAUAUAGUUGACAUGAAGAUAUUAUCUCGAUGUGGUUGUCUGAAAGUUGGAAAUGACCAAAGAUGUUUCCGAUUAUAUGCCCUAUUUGGAGGAAAAAAGGACAAUAGUGGGAAAAGUGAUGAUGCUCCUUCUAAGGCAGGAAUUCUAGGAAACAUGCAAAAUCUUUAUGAGACUGUGAAGAAGGCACAAAUGGUUGUCCAAGUUGAAGCAGUGCGGGUGCAGAAAGAACUCGCAGCAGCAGAGUUUGAUGGUUAUUGUGAGGGUGAGUUAGUAAAGGUAACGCUGUCGGGGAACCAGCAACCUGUAAGAACGGAAAUUACUGAGGCAGCUAUGGAAUUGGGACCUGAAAAACUUUCUCUUUUAAUCACUGAGGCAUACAAGGAUGCACACCAAAAGAGUGUCCAGGCCAUGAAGGAAAGGAUGAAUGAUCUUGCACAGAGCUUAGGAAUGCCACCAGGGCUUAGUGAAGGAUUGAAGUGAUGAAUACUUUUAUUCUAGACUUAGGACUUGGGCCUCAGGUUUGCACAAACAUGGCAGGAUAGACUUAUUUGUUUUCUUCAUUUACUAUGGCUGUUAAUUUGCAAUCUUGGUUAUUAAGAAAGAAAUGUAAUCCUGGAAUUAUUUGAAAUGGUGGUGGAGCUUCAAUUUUUUCACAUUUUACUCGUGUUAUUUUUGUUUGAAAGGUGAAAAUUCUGUUGUGUCCUUAUCCUAUUAUCCAGUUUUAUCGAUAGAGAAAAACUUGUGUCU